This is a messenger RNA of Drosophila albomicans, 1321 nucleotides long. RefSeq lists its product as uncharacterized. The record is from RefSeq and is a predicted model, not a curated record. Lineage: Eukaryota; Metazoa; Arthropoda; Insecta; Diptera; Drosophilidae. The transcript has 4 exons. The coding region runs from base 574 to 1227 and encodes 217 amino acids.
AACAAUUUAAGGCUGGGCAGGCGGCAAAAUUCGCUGGCGGCUUAGCAUUAAUAAUUCUGGGCUUAGGAGUCUCUAUUGUGUGCGGUUGAUUUAAAACUCUGGCGGCUUCUUUGAAUAAAUUGGCAGCCUGCCAGUCUCCAUAUUAAGCAUUUUUGUUGGCUGUCGAUCGAGAGUUUUGUCCAUUUUUUGGCGGCUCAAGCGUUGUACAUACAUAGAUGUCGGGAUGGGCCUUCAUAUUGUUUAUGUUCAUUGUCCAUUAGUGUCGACUCUGUAUUGACAAUCUGCGACAUGGAACUUUUCAUUUUGAGCAUUGCGGACGGUUUUCCAGCCGCCAUUUUGAAUGUGUAGCACAUCAAUCGAUCAAUCAAUUGUCUGUAAAAUAUUUUCAAUAUUAUCACUUAAUGUGCAUAUCGAUAAUUACGAUCAUGUGAAAACAACCCUACGAGGUAAAGUGGAAAAAUACCACAGUCAGGAGACGCUUAAGCUAGCGCAACGUUCAAAUUAUUAUACAUAUGUAUAUAUUAAAUAUUUUUGUGUCGAAUAUUAAUAAUUGUGAUUUAAUUGGCGAGGAAUAUGGACAAGUGGAGUGAUCAUGCAUGCGGUUUUGAGAUGGAAGUGGAUGAACUGGAUGAAGAGAUCGUUGUUCAGCACGAUGUAAAUGAUAAUAGCGCAAUUUCUUCAGAAAUUCGAAGCUUGAUUAAGCAAUUCGCAGAACUCAAAAUGCAUUUUGAUUGGGAUGCAUCAGAAAACGCACUUUACGCGAAUUUGCUGCAUGUGGAUAAUCCGAAAGCUGUUCUGCUCAUGGGUAUAAGAAAAUUAAAGCAACGUGUCCGUGAACUUAGUUUUAAUGUUAUAGGUUCGUCGAUGGCAAAUCAAUGCGAGAAAGUCCUGGAAGGGAAAAUGUUCCUAGCAAGCGGACAAGUUGAUCUACAGCUUGACCAAAAAGCCACAAUUCGCAUUCAAAUAGAUGGAAUUGAUUUGGACAUUUUACAGCAAUUUAGUGAUUUCUAUAACUUGCAGCAUGGUGAUGUUAAAAAAAGGGCUGCAAAAAGAGUUACAUUCAAUAAAUUCACUGAUGUCUCCGAUGAGUUCAAAUCGGCAAAUGCAGACAACGUACGCAGUAUGAAAUUUAAAGAUCUGCAGUUCAAAGAAGCAGCUAAGGAGAAAGCUCUCUGGUGUGAGUUAAAGAAAACAUAUCAGCCACAGUUUGAUGGACAGAAUCAAUAAAAUCACGAUGAUUUAGUUUAGAAACCUUAAAUUUUGCUCGAUUAUAAUAUGUGUUACCGAAAUUUCAAAUUUUAUAGUUUACUACACACAUGUG